AUCCUAUUCCGCUAGCAAGAGAUUGAUUAAACAGUGCGUUUCUUCUGCUAGGGUUUCACGGUCUUCUUCAUUAGGUUGAGAGCAUCUUCAUCUUGCCUUCUCCUUCCUCAUUCCAAUGAAACCAGGUUUUAUUUGAUUCCUAUUCUUCCACGUUUUUUCUUCUCCUUCCUCUCCCAACUCUCAACCAGGUAUGAUCAUUAUCAUGAACUCCAUCUUCGCCGCUCAUAACCUUCGCGUUUUCGGUCCCGGCUUGAAUCCUUUCGCCCCCUAUUGCAUCGCCAAUCAUUCUCUCAGCUCUCGUUAAGCGGUUCCCCUCCUUUUCCCGCGCGUUCUCUUGAUUUCUAUUUUUCCCACUUCGAACAUGUAAAUUUGGAGCACACUGUCCCAGAUUCGCUCUAUUUUAGGGGUUUGGUUAAGCGUCGUCGUCUUUGUUUUCUUUGCCUUAGUUUUUGCGUUGUUGGUUGGUUGGUGAGAAAGGAAAAGAUAUGCUCGAGGAACAACCUGUUUUGUUCAGGAGGAGCCCUUCCCGGAGGCGCUUGAGGCCUCGGUUUGAUACCGAUGAUAGGGGUUGGACUUCGCUCCAUGUUCUAGCCAGAAAAGGCGAUCUCAAAUUGGUUAAAAAACUUCUCGAUGAAGGAAUGAAUGUCAAUGUAUCUGCAUGGGGCCCUAAAUCGAAAGGGGUGACCCCUCUCCACCUUGCUGCGGAAGGUGGUCACAUUGGAGUGAUGGAUGUGCUACUUGAGCAUGGUGCUGACAUUGAUGCCAGAACCAAGGGUGCUUGUGGCUGGACACCGCUCCACAUUGCAGCCAAAGAAAGGAGGAGGGAUGCUGUGAAAUUCUUGAUAGAGAAUGGAGCCUUUUUGCCACCCGAUAUCAAUGAUUGCAGAUUUAAUCCUCCGCUUCAUUACUGCCCAGGACUAGAGUGGGCCUAUGAGGAGAUGAAGCGUCAUCGACUGCUAGACUUAUCUUCUGGAGAGACAUCUUACAGCUCUGAAAGCUAAUUAACUUUUCAUGGAUUUGGUUGGGUGUUUGAUAGUGUAUUUGGAUGCCUGUAUGUGGAGAUCAAUGCAAUGCGUGUCAGAUUUGAAGCUAAGUCCCUUUUAUAAAUUUGGAAUGAAAGUUUGUUAAUGUGUGCUUUUAGAAAACGUAUCCACACAUGUACUGGAUCAGUAUUGUGGGAAUAAAUGUAGAAUGAAAUAAAACAACGCACUGCAUGAGUUGCUUAAUGUAUGGAGAUGACCUACGUACUGUUUUAUGUGGUUGGAACAAUUGUGUAUUAUUGUUUAUUUGAUAAUGUUGUGUUCUUGAUGCUGUCA
This is a messenger RNA of Vigna umbellata (rice bean), 1316 nucleotides long. RefSeq names its product phytochrome-interacting ankyrin-repeat protein 2-like. Gene Ontology annotation, cellular component: BRCA1-BARD1 complex; BRCA1-A complex. Gene Ontology annotation, molecular function: protein binding; ubiquitin-protein transferase activity. Gene Ontology annotation, biological process: protein K6-linked ubiquitination. Lineage: Eukaryota; Viridiplantae; Streptophyta; Magnoliopsida; Fabales; Fabaceae. The record is from RefSeq and is a predicted model, not a curated record.